Parnassius apollo (apollo) is the source of this 987-nucleotide messenger RNA. The record is from the annotation of a GenBank genome assembly. Lineage: Eukaryota; Metazoa; Arthropoda; Insecta; Lepidoptera; Papilionidae.
AUGCCACAACGUUGUAAGUGCCAAAUGAGCUGCAAACGUCAGUGCAUUCAAAAUGUCCGAACAAGACGGUGUGUAAAAAGACGUUUUGCGAUACUUUUGGUAUCAGUCAACGCCGUGAGCAGAUGCUUUCCGAAAAAAAUUUUUAGUAAUGACGUAUCUGUAAAAGAUAGACGUGGUGGAAAAAGGCAAAGACGCGAGCCUCAGUGGAAAGAAAAGAUUAUCGAGUACAUAAAGUCAAUACCGGCUCAAGAAAGUCAUUAUAGUCGAAAUGACGCUCUUAAUAGAAAAUAUCUCCCAACAGAACUUAGUGUGGUCAAACUAUAUAAAGGGUUUUUAGAAAAACACCGUGAUGGAUCUACUAAGCUACCAGUAUCUAGGCAAUGGUUUAAUGAAAUAUUUUUGACCGAGUUUAAUCUUUCUUUCAAGCCUCCGCGAGUAGACACAUGCCCGACGUGUGACUCUUAUAAAAUCGAAAUAGAUACUGCUCCAACUGAAGUAGUAAAAGACCUCGGUAAGCAUAAGUUGGAUUUUCAUCACAAGCAAGCUGAGAUGGCCAGAAAACUAAUGAAUAAUGAUGGAGCAGACUCUAGAUGCCCUAAUUCAGAUGUUCGAGUGGUUCAGUUCCACCUCCAGCAACAGAUGUACCACCCAACAUUAAUCCAUACACAGAUGUACUACAGUCGUCAGCUGGCGUUUGUCAAUAUGGGAAUUCACUUGGAGGACGAAGGAAAGGGCAUCAUGUUUCUCUGGAAUGAAACUGUUGGGCAAAAAGGGUUCCAACGAGAUUGCUUCCUGUCUUUAAAGUUUUUCACUUUUAGUGAAAUAGGAUACAUUACAGAUAAAAAGAAAUUAAUUUUGUGGUCAGAUAACUGUGGUGGACAAAACAAGAACCAAACUGUACUUGCUAUGUUCCUCGUUUUAAUUGCAAAAGGUUUCUUUUCAGAAAUUACUCAUAAAUUUCCAUACAUUUCUCGCCUGCGACCGUGA